Messenger RNA from Oncorhynchus masou masou (cherry salmon), 5908 nucleotides. RefSeq names its product beta-2 adrenergic receptor-like. The transcript is spliced from 2 exons. Gene Ontology annotation, molecular function: norepinephrine binding; beta2-adrenergic receptor activity. Gene Ontology annotation, cellular component: plasma membrane. NCBI's taxonomy places the organism in Eukaryota, Metazoa, Chordata, Actinopteri, Salmoniformes, Salmonidae. Bases 216 to 1511 code for a protein of 431 amino acids. Gene Ontology annotation, biological process: norepinephrine-epinephrine-mediated vasodilation involved in regulation of systemic arterial blood pressure; negative regulation of smooth muscle contraction; adenylate cyclase-activating adrenergic receptor signaling pathway. The record is from RefSeq and is a predicted model, not a curated record.
CACUGCACGGCAAGCUGACUGUGUGGGGAAGAGAGUGAGACACAGUAAUAAGAGAGAGAGACAGAGACAGAGAGAGCCAGUGAAAUAGUGAAAUAGAGGGGGGGCUGACAGAAUAAUGUGGGAAACUAUACACUGAGGAACUACCCAAACCCGAAGAAGACUUUUAUGACAACGUUUAUGGGAGACCAGGACAGGGACCCCAACCUGUGUAGACCAUGGGCAGCCCCACCCCCCCUGUGCCUUCCCUCAACGUCACCGAGUCAGCCAACACAUCAUGGGCCGGGGCGGCUGGCGGGGAGCCAGGUUACAGCGAGGUGGAAAUGGUCCUCCUAGGCAUGUUGAUGUCACUGCUGGUCGUAGGCAUCGUGUUCGGCAACAUCCUGGUCAUCAUAGCCAUCUACCGGUUCCAGAGACUGCAGAACAUCACCAACUGCUUCAUCACCUCUCUGGCCUGUGCCGACCUGGUCAUGGGUCUCAUCGUGGUGCCGUUCGGAGCCUGCUACAUCAUCUUCAACACCUGGCACUUUGGCAGCUUCUGGUGUGAGUUCUGGACUGCCACUGACGUGUUGUGUGUGACGGCGAGCAUCGAGACGCUCUGCGUGAUAGCGCUGGACCGUUACCUGGCCAUAACCUCUCCGUUCCGCUACCAGUCUCUGCUGACCAAGUGUAAGGCACGCGUGGUGGUCCUGCUGGUGUGGGUGAUCGCUGGACUCAUCUCCUUCUUACCCAUCCACAUGAAGUGGUGGAUCAGUGACGACGCGGAGGCGAAGGCCUGCAUCCAGAACAGCAACUGCUGUGACUUCAACACCAACACAGCCUACGCCAUCACCUCCUCCAUCAUCUCCUUCUACAUCCCCUUAGUCGUCAUGGUGUUUGUCUACAGCCGCGUGUUCCAGGAGGCCAAGCAGCAACUACGCAAGAUUGACCGCAGCGAGGGGCGCUUCCACGCCCAUAACAACAACAUGGCAGGAGGAGGAGGAGGAGGAGGGGUGGAGAGUAACAACGAGAGCCGAGGAGUUGGAGGAGGCUUCAGGAAGACCAAGUUCUGCCUGCGGGAACACAAGGCCCUGAAGACCCUCGGGAUCAUCAUGGGGAUCUUCACGCUGUGCUGGCUACCCUUCUUCGUCCUCAACGUGGUGGUAGCCAUCUGGAAGGUAGGGGACAUCGGACUCACCUUCAGGAUACUCAACUGGAUAGGUUACGCCAACUCCGCAUUCAACCCCUUGAUCUACUGCAGGAGCCCUGAGUUCAGAUACGCAUUCAAGGAGAUCCUGUGCAUCAAGAAGGUCCGGUUCCCCAACAUAGGGCCUACUAAUGGAUACGUGUACAGUGGACACAGCUGGCAGAGUGAGCAGCAGGGAGGGAGGAGUAAAGGCAGCUCGGAGGACAGGGAGGACAGUGACCCAGCUGCAGACGGGUGCUCGGGUCGGGGAGAGGCCGGUGGGUGUGGAGCUGCAGACAGAACGGACCCGAACGGGAACUGCAGUAAAGGGUUAACGACAGUACUUUAACCCCUCAUAUUUGAUCUCUGGAACAGACAGACAUAUUUCAUUGCCAUCGGCCAUUGUCACUUCACCAAGUCACUGAGAUAGGACUGGAUGGAUGGAUAGAGGGUGAAUGGUGAGUGGAUAACAUGGUUGGGACUUGUUAGAUUCAGGUCAGGAGAGGAAUUUGUUUAUUUUUUUACCAGUAGGUUUGAUAAGUCGAUCACUAUGUUUUGAUAUGUUCAUUUAGAGAGAGAUCAUGUAGAUUGUUCCAUCUACCUCACCGUGUCAAUUGAGAUAUCUUUAUUUUCUUAUCAUGUUUUAUCUAUUUCUGUCACAUUGAUUCACUGAACACAGAAACCAGGCUGGCUCAUAACUCCUUAGUGGCUGGACAACACAACACUUGUGAUGGGUUUGAUUCCCGCUGGGGCCACUCAUAAGUGAAAUGUAUGAACAUUUGAUAAAAGUGUCUGCUGAAUGGCAUAUAUUAUAGAGAGAGAGAGAGAGAGAGAGAGAGAGAGAGAGAGAGAGAGAGAGAGAGAGACCUUUACUACGAUCCAUUUGUUUUUACAUUAACCAUUUUCUUGAGUUUCACACAAGAUAUAAACAUUUUUCAACAUCAGCGGAGUUCAUGCAGAUAAAAACACAGCGCAGAAAAUUACAAAAAAAACAUGGCCAACAUCUGUAGAGAACAGAGUUCUGUUCUGCUCAUAAUUCCUCUGGCUUUGUGAGAUACGAGAAUGACCCAGGGGAAUGGUGACAGGUGUGGUAGAACCCGUCUCUCUCUCCCCUGCCGAAACCUCACUCCUCAAAACCUCCCUUCUCAAAACCUCACUCCUCAAACCUCCCUUCUCAAAAUCUCUCUUCUCAAAAUCUCCCUUUUCAUAGUCUCACUCCUCAAAGCCUCCCUUCUCAAAACCCCACUCCUCAAAACCUCCCUUCUCAGUCUCUCUUCUCAAAACCUCCCUUCUCAGUCUCUCUUCUCAAAACCUCCCUUCUCAAACAUGCUGGCAAUGUUCUCUUCAGAAGACACUGCUUCCUUCUCUCCACAUUAAUAUUUAUUGCUAGUUAAUUAGGAGGAGUUUUCAUAUAUUAUCGGAGGUUUUACAUUCGUAGAAUAUUUACAAUAGCUUUGAUGUAUUAGAGUUGGGGAAACGAACACUUGCCUCAGGGUGCCUGUUGAGAAACAGAAUUGUCUUGUGCUGUGUGAUUCCUUUUGAUAAGUCAAUGAUAUGAGUCACAAAUAUGGUUAUUGUUUGUUGUUGUUGCAAAAUAGUGGUCGUAACUUGUGACUUUAGUGACUUCAUUAACUUUUCAAAGCCUGUGUGAUUUUGGCACCACAGUCUUGAGGUUGGAGUACCUCUAGGCAUCACCAUAUGCCUUAUCUCUGGUGUACAAUAUAUCUUUAUGUGUAGAGUUGGACACACAAGGCUUUUGCAUUCAUUGACAUGAUGAUAAUCGCUGCUGAGCCUUUCACUAGCCUUAUUAAUCUGACCCCAGUGUCACAGCAGCCAUCCUGUCACCUCUCGUCAACUAUCUGCUCUAUCUUUACCCUGCUUCACAGAAGACCAUUUCCUCUCCCAGGUCUCCCGGUGUUGCUAGCAGAAGUCAGUGGUUAGUCUGUGGUUUGUUGACUGGAUCUGUCGUUGUCGUUCUGGGAAGUAGCCUGGUUUACUGAGAGCAGAGUCAGUCGUUUCCUCAGUGAUCGGAGGGAAGGGUACAGACUGACUCCAUGGAAUAACAAACAGUCUGUGGAACCAGGCCAGAGAUAACAGUGUCCCUGUCUUCUGCCCUAGAGGUGCUGCUUACAGGACCUAGGCAGGCUGCGUCAGAAAUAACACACUCUUCCCUAUCCAGUGCACUACUUUUGACCAGGAUCCUAUGUGGUCAGCCAGUAAAUAUGAAUGAGACAACAGGUGGACUGAGAUGAGAUUGAGAUGUUUCUGAUCAGGAUGUGAUUGCUGGUGGGUCUUUGGAUCUCAGUGAAGUUUUCCAGAGUUUUUCCAAAGUAAACGGAAGUCUGGAUCGUUCAGGAAAUCUGCGCAAUGAUCUGACUAGACACUGACCUGGUUCUACAGAUGUUGAUGACGUCUGAUUUGCUAAGUUUCUCCCUCUUUCUAUCUUUCUUCUCUCUCUGUAUCUCUCUCUUCUUUCUCUGUGUCUCUCUCUUCUUUCUCUGUGUCUCUCUCUUCUCUCUCUGUGUCUCUCUCUUCUCUCUCUUCUCUCUCUGUAUCUCUCUUCUCUCUCUGUAUCUCUCUCUUCUUUCUCUGUAUCUCUCUCUUCUCUCUCUGUAUCUCUCUCUUCUCUCUCUGUAUCUCUCUCUUCUCUCUCUGUAUCUCCCUCUGUAUCUCUCUCUUAUCUCUCUGUAUACCUCUCUUCUCUCUCUGUAUCUCUCUUCUCUCUCUGUAUCUCUCUCUUCUUUCUCUGUAUCUCUCUCUUCUCUCUCUGUAUCUCUCUCUUCUCUCUCUGUAUCUCUCUCUUCUCUCUCUGUAUCUCCCUCUGUAUCUCUCUCUUCUCUCUCUGUAUACCUCUCUUCUCUCUCUGUAUCUCUCUCUUCUCUCUCUGUAUCUCUAUCUUCUCUCUCUGUAUCUCCCUCUGUAUCUCUCUCUUCUCUCUGUAUACCUCUCUUCUCCCUCUGUAUCUCUCUCUUCUUUCUCUGUAUCUCCCUCUGUAUCUCUCUCUUCUCUCUCUGUAUCUCUCUCUUCUCUCUGUAUACCUCUCUUCUCCCUCUGUAUCUCUCUCUUCUUUCUCUGUAUCUCCCUCUGUAUCUCUCUCUUCUCUCUCUGUAUCUCUCUCUUCUCUCUGUAUCUCUCUUCUCUCUAUAUAUCUCUCUCUUCUCUCUCUGUAUCUCUCUCUUCUUUCUCUGUAUCUCUCUCUCCCUGUCUUUUAUCUCCUCUCCCAUUUCUCUUUUUCUCUCUCUCUUUCUCUCUCCCUCUCACUCUCUCUCCCUCUCUCUCUCUCCCUCUCUGGUCUUUUUUAUCCAGGAAAUUCCUGUGUUGUUGCAGAGCUGAGCCCUGUCCAGGCCGAUAAACAGGGGAUAAAUCCAUUAUCUCCGCUGUUUAGCCGGGGAAUCAGAAGACUCCCUCCCUUCUAAACAACAGCUGCAGGCAAGGAGCGAUCUCAAGAUUGGGAUGUUUAACGCUCCCCCAGUCUGCCAGACAGCAGGGAGAACAAGUCUCUAAUGGCACAUCUAUUCCCCACACUUCUCAAGUGUCGGUGGCUGUGUCCUAAAUGAUACCUGAGUUUACUCACCAUAAGGGAAGUACUUUUGACCUAUGCCAUACUGUAUGGUGUGUGUUCACUAUCGGCUUAUGUCAACAGUAGUGCAUAAUAUAGUGCAUAGGGGUAUGAGUCAGCCACUUGAAGAGAGCCAAAACAGCAUUUAUCAGAGGUGUUGUUUUGGAUGUAACAUCCCUUCCUCUGACCAGCCAGGCAGCUCUAUGAUCUACAGCUUGAUCACACUACAGAUGCGAAAGGAGAGAGUAGGCAAAUUUUAGCAGAGGCGUUGUUUUUGACAUAGCACCGACCAUUUCCCUUAGCUGUUUAAGACAUAACCCCGACCAUUUCCCCUAGCUGUUUAAGACAUAACCCCGACCACCUCCCCUAGCUGUUUAAGACAUAACCCCGACCAUCUCCCCUAGCUGUUUAAGACAUAACCCCGACCAUUUGCCCUAGCUGUUUAAGACAUAACCCCGACCACCUCCCCUAGCUGUUUAAGACAUAACCCCGACCACCUCCCCUAGCUGUUUAAGACAUAACCCCGACCAUCUCCCCUAGCUGUUUAAGACAUAACCCCGACCACCUCCCCUAGCUGUUUAAGACAUAACCCCGACCAUUUCCCCUAGCUGUUUAAGACAUAACCCCGACCACCUCCCCUAGCUGUUUAAGACAUAACCCCGACCAUUUGCCCUAGCUGUUUAAGACAUAACCCCGACCACCUCCCCUAGCUGUUUAAGACAUAACCCCGACCACCUCCCCUAGCUGUUUAAGACAUAACCCCGACCAUUUCCCCUAGCUGUUUAAGAUAUAACCCCGACCACUUCCCCUAGCUAUUUAAGACAUAACCCCGACCACCUCCCCUAGCUGUUUUUCACAUAGCCCCGACCACUUCCCCUAGCUGUAAACAGUCUUGUGAUCAACAGUGUGCUAUGACAAUAGUAUAAUCACGCUAAAUGUAGCUACUGUUGGCCAGGCUGUUUUCUACCUGUCUAAAACAGUUUUAGAGACCUGUGUGUUGUGGCUUUGCGUCUCAAGUGUUGUCAACUAAAGGUGUUGAAACUGUGAACUUUGUUCUUUUGGAUGAAUCUCUUUGUCCUGUACUGUAGCUUUGGCCGACGCCGAUUGUUGUCAAAAGCCCUGCAGCACAAAAAAUAUGUCAGUAUGGGUCAAUGUGUGAUAGCAAAUAAACACCGUUUUUUAUUGGA